AUGACAGGGCUGCUGGCCGAUUGGCUGCUUUAUGCCACCUGGGUGCUUCCAUCCGUUCAUACAUUGCCGUAUCCCCUUGUCUCGGCUCGUUUAGCUAAUCUUUGUCUCGGUACAUCCCUCCUCAGCGAUGGUAGCCUCAACGCUUGCGGCGAGAGCUGCCAAUUGAGCCGCAAGACUCUUUUCGAGAUCACCUCUUCUAGCCCUCACCUCUUUGAUUCUAUACUUCCAGACACCAGUGAGUUGCCUCAAUCCAUUAGUAACGAUGGCCGACUCUCUCGUGAGGAGCCUUUUAGCUCGGUAGGCUCUCCUGUCUGUCUUUCUGGGCAGCCAAUACUGAUUUUCCCCGGAGAAGAUGGGUCCGGAUCUCGAAUGCUAUCUGGACAAAAUGAUGCUCUGCUUGCUGCUAGAAGUCAUCUCUGGGGUUGCGGUAUAUCUCGAUCUCUGCAGUCCGGACAGCGAUCUCGGAAACCACUGAGGCCACUUCAGCAAUUGCCUUCCAGGUUAGUAUGUCCGUCAUUUGCAUUGCAUCCUUCUCAGUCUACUUUUUACAUAUGA
Molecule: messenger RNA, 555 nt
Organism: Protopolystoma xenopodis
Lineage: Eukaryota; Metazoa; Platyhelminthes; Monogenea; Polystomatidea; Polystomatidae
Source: the annotation of a GenBank genome assembly